Messenger RNA from Octodon degus (degu), 489 nucleotides. Its product is annotated as prefoldin subunit 3-like. Bases 13 to 489 code for a protein of 158 amino acids. NCBI's taxonomy places the organism in Eukaryota, Metazoa, Chordata, Mammalia, Rodentia, Octodontidae. Gene Ontology annotation, molecular function: tubulin binding. The transcript is spliced from 2 exons. Gene Ontology annotation, cellular component: prefoldin complex; cytoplasm. The record is from RefSeq and is a predicted model, not a curated record. Gene Ontology annotation, biological process: protein folding; microtubule-based process; tubulin complex assembly.
CCAGACUCAUUUAUGAAACAGCCUGGCAAUGAGACUGCAGAUACAGUAUUAAAGAAGCUGGAUGAACAGUAUCAAAAAUAUCAGUUUAUAGAAUUGAAUCUUGCUCAAAAGAAACAGACUAAAAGAAAAAAAGGUGAAAUUUCUGAUAUCAAGCAGAUUUCAAGAAAUUAUAAAAUACAUACAGAGGGGGAAAAAAAGCCCACCGUUUCACUGGAAACCAGAUUUUUACUGCAUUGCAAAGCUUCAAUUCCUCCUACUGAUAAAGUGGUUUUGUGGCUGGGGGCUAAUGUAAUGCUCGAAUAUGACAUUGAUGAAGUUCAGGCUUUGUUGGAAAAGAAUUUGUCAACUGCCAUGAAGAACCUUAAGUCUCUUGAUGAGGACCUUGACUUACUUCGAGAUCAAUUUACUGUAACAGAAGUCAAUAUGGCCACAGUUUAUAAUUGGGAUGUCAAAAGAAAUAAAGAUGAUUCUACCAAGAACAAAGAAUAA